This is a messenger RNA of Megalops cyprinoides (Indo-Pacific tarpon), 3241 nucleotides long. RefSeq names its product oxysterol-binding protein-related protein 2-like. Gene Ontology annotation, molecular function: cholesterol binding. Gene Ontology annotation, cellular component: cytosol; membrane; intracellular membrane-bounded organelle. The transcript is spliced from 14 exons. NCBI's taxonomy places the organism in Eukaryota, Metazoa, Chordata, Actinopteri, Elopiformes, Megalopidae. The coding region runs from base 198 to 1616 and encodes 472 amino acids. The record is from RefSeq and is a predicted model, not a curated record.
CAGUUCACUGUGCUGUUCAAUUUUUGGUGUUGUCCUAACGGAUAUCUUAAACGCCAGCGGGUGUAGGACCCCCACAGGCCUGCUUGGUUUCCUGCGGCGGUUGGUAGCGGUUGGGGGACCUCAAAGCGCUGGUGACAGCUCCUCUGCAGUGAAGGGGACAAUGCAGCAGUAGAGAGGGGCCCGCGGUGCAGCACAACAUGAACGGCGAAGAGGAGUUCUACGACGCCGUCACAGGCUUAGAGUCGGAUGAGUCGUGUGAAGGCACAUCCGAGGCCAGCUUUAAAGAUGCCCUGGUGUAUGACGGCGCGGAGGACAGCGGCUCGCCGCUGCAGGAGAACGGAAUGAAGAAACGCAGGACCACCUUACCUGCACCCAUGUUUUCCCGGAGUAACUUCAGUGUGUGGGGGAUUCUGAAGAAAUGCAUAGGACUGGAACUGUCAAAGAUCACAAUGCCAAUCGAGUUUAAUGAGCCACUGAGCUUCCUGCAGAGGAUCUCUGAGUAUAUGGAGCACACUUACCUCAUUCACAAGGCCUGCUCUCUGUCUGACUCCAUGGAAAGGAUGCAGGCUGUAGCUGCUUUUGCUGUGUCUGCAGUGGCGUCUCAGUGGGACAGAACUGGCAAACCCUUCAAUCCCCUGCUGGGUGAAACCUAUGAGCUUAUCAGGGAGGCUGAAGGAUACCGUUUGAUAUCGGAGCAGGUCAGCCACCACCCCCCCAUCAGCGCCUUCCAUGCCGAGGGUCCGAACCAGGACUUUGUGUUCCACGGCUCCAUCUACCCCAAACUCAAGUUCUGGGGCAAGAGUGUGGAGGCGGAGCCCAAAGGAACCAUCACGCUAGAACUGCGAAAGCACAAAGAAGCCUACACCUGGACAAACCCCUUCUGCUGUGUACAUAAUAUUAUUUUAGGUAAACUAUGGAUUGAGCAAUAUGGAACAGUAGAGAUCAUCAAUCACAGCACGGGAGAUAAAUGUGUGCUGAACUUCAAGCCCUGUGGGAUGUUUGGGAAGGAGCUGCACAGAGUGGAGGGCUACAUCCAGGACAAAAGUAAGAGGAAGCACUGUGUGAUCUACGGGAAGUGGACUGAGUGCGUGUGGAGUGUGGACCCCCAGGCAUACGAGGCCCACAAGAAGGUUGAGAAGAAAGGGGGCGCCGACCCCAAGAAACACAAGCAGGAGGAGAGCGGGGUGCUGGAGAACGACGAUGCUGAUGACAUGCCCGAGGUGCAGGAGACUGUGGCAGUGAUCCCCAACAGCACCUUACUGUGGAGGAUAGCAGCACGACCUGCACACUCCCCGCAGAUGUACAAUUUCACCAGCUUUGCCAUGGCUCUGAAUGAGUUGGAGCCAGGGAUGGAGGCGGUUCUGGCCCCCACAGAUUGCCGCCUGCGCCCUGAUAUCCGUGCUAUGGAGAACGGUGACAUAGACACAGCCAGUAGAGAGAAGGAAAGAUUGGAGGAGAAACAACGAGCAGCGCGGAAAGAACGUGCAAAAGACGAGGAAGACUGGUCUACCAGGUGGUUCCAGUCAGGUACAAACCCAUACACAGGCUCCCAGGACUGGAUCUACACAGGGGGUUACUUUGACAGGAACUACACUGACUGUCCUGAUAUCUACUGAUGGGUGGGACUUUCUAACCACCCCCCAUCCUCCCAACAACGUUCAUAUCAUCUCCCAUUGAAACUCUGAGUGGUAGUGGUUUUGCUCUUUCGUUUUUGCUUUUUUAUUUUCUCUUGAAUGGCUGUUACCAUAGUAACUGACCUACACCAAUGGUUACAUUUUCCAAACAACAAAAAAAAGAACUCAUCUUACUUGACUUGGUGAGGAGGAGGGGGCUGAGAAAUGUUGGAUGUAGUGAUUUUUAUCUCAGUUAAAUUUUUUAAUAUGUUCAUUUAAGGGUACCUGGGGAUGUUCUUUGAACAGAUCAACCCCGAGGGAAAGUGUUUGGUUGGACUUACCAGGCAUUUAUGAAGCCACUUUGUGAAGGCCUGCAUUUUGAUGUGCUUGUGGUAUGCCACACUGGUGGGGCUGGGGUUCCAGCCCAGGUGGCAGUACAGCUGAUGGGGUGUCAAUGACUGAAGUGCUGCUGAACAACUUUUGAGUUGAAAUUUUCUGCUAGGCCCUACACCUGCCUGUGUCUGUUGUCUGUAAUAAAAGAGCAAGGUCACUCGCCGUUAUGCAGUUGGUCUCCUGAUUGAGGAAUAAAUCCCGAUGCUUGUUUUUUUAGUCAUGUUCUGGACAGAAUGGAUCAAAAAUUAGUACCGAAUGAUGUAAUUAUAUAUGGAUCUUGCACACAGUUAAGAGGUUUGUUUACUUUCUAGUGCAAACUAUUAAUGAUAUGAUAACAGAACUGUGCUGACUGGCAAGAGGUAUGCAAGACCAUCUGGCUGUGGUAUGUUAACUCACCUUUUCCCGAUUCUUAGCCAUUCUCCAGACCAGCCAACUAUAUUGUCACAUCUGGGGCUGACCAUGCUGUGGCCAGCCUGGGACAUGCUGUCAGCCAGGUUGAGUUUGCUUUGGAGCUGAGAAUGUGUGUAACUGCGAUGAGAGGGAACUGCAAACUUCAUGAAAACCAUGGUAGAUACAUCCCUCAUCCCAGCCCCCACCCCCCACAUCCGUGUCCCUGUCCCUGUCCCCGUCCCCGUCCCACCCCCGCCACUUUUAUAAAAACCAUAAGACUCAAAAAUCAAGCUUUUGCAGAAUCUCCUCCCCCUCCUCCACAGCGUUCACGUAAAGUACAAGUAAAAGUUGCGGAAUAUAUUUUGGUACAGUUAAAGGCUCAAAUCCGUUUUAGUCACAAACAAAUCAGUUUAUUUGACAUGCGUUGACCAUUAAGAAAAACGUGGGGUUGUGGAGUGAAAGACAAGCAUGUGCCUCAUGGAUGAGUUUUUCAUGGGACUCCUUGGAGUUCUCUCUCUUCUCCCAGAACCACACACACACACACACACACACCCCCCUCAUAUCUCCACAGUUAGAAUGAAUUAUCCCAGUACCAAUAUUUAUAUAUCACUGUACUUUACAUAACCUUACCCGAUGGCAGACACAUAUUUUCAAGGUUCCAGUGUGUGCUUGUUUUAUUUUUGGCCCGCACUUAGUAUGUAUGUACAUUAUAGUAAUGCAUGCUUGAUAAUGGUAGGGAUUUAAGUUUCGGUUUGUUGACAAGACAAAAUUAAAGCUGCUUGUGACAGUGUUUACCUAGUUAGCAAACUAAAAGGAUUUUUUUGGCAUAAAAUGAAUGAAUAGGA